AUUACACGUCAUUGUGAGGUCCCACUCAAAGACAGGUGUCACUCUCGAACACACGACGCCUAGCCUGCAGCCACCGCCACCUUUAUGCGCUUCUUAGAGGUGACUCCAUACCCAUGAUGGGUUUAGUCGACUGAGAACAUACCAAGAAAGGUCCUCAAGACUCGAAAUGAUUUGUUGGGCAAGUUCUUUCACCGUCGAAUCCCCUUUGAUCCAGGUUGCGAAGGUUCUUUCAUCGGCGCCAUAAAGAGAGGAACGCCGAGGGUCUAAAAAACAAAGACCAGGGUAGUUCACUUCUAGGAUGUUGAUACCUAUGGAUAUAAGGUAAAUCUGUCACCUCCCGAUUCCUCCUCUUCUCAUUUCCAAAGUACUGUCCUUGGAGAUAUCAAGAAUCCCUCUCAAAGAACGGAAUCCCAUCAUGGCUGUCAAUGUUGAGCAACCCCCUCAUUCCCUCAAUCUUCAGAACGGGCAUUCAGUCCCCGAAGCGUUGAAUCUUGGAUCCAGGGUGAAUUUCACCACCUACCAGAAUGUCAUCGAUGGCGGGCUUUAUGGUACGGACAAAACUCGACGCACCAUAGACCCAGCCACCCUAGAGGAGAACCCGGAGGUGCCUGUUUCUACUCGACAUGACGUGGACAGAGCCGUCGCGGCGGCGCAGAAGGCGGCCGCGGCCUGGGCCCAAGUGCCCUGGGCAGAGCGUGAGGCGGCAGUUCGGGCAUAUGCCGACGCCGUGGAGAGUCACAUCAACGAGAUUGCCGAAAUUCAGGUCCGAGAGAUGGGUUGCCCACUUGCCAUGGCUGAAGGUGAUGUCCAAUGGGGCGUGGGGUGGAUGCGCGGUUUCUGCGAGCUCCCCCAGCCCGGGGAUAUCAUUGAGUCAAGCGAGGACCGCCACGUCGUCGAGCGCUACACUCCCAUCGGAGUAGCCGUCGGCAUAGUCCCCUGGAACGGCCCCGUGGUUUUGGCUUGCGGCAAGAUCGCCCCGGCCUUGUUGACAGGCAACGCGUUGAUUCUCAAGCCGUCGCCCUUCGCUCCUUACAGUGUCCUCAAGCUUGCAGAGAUUGGUCUCCAGUUCUUCCCCCCAGGUGUCCUCCAGGCGCUAAGUGGCGAGGAUGAUCUCGGCCCCUGGCUGACCACCCACCCCAGCAUCGGUAAGGUCAGCUUCACUGGCUCUGGAAAUACCGCAAAAAGAGUCGUGGAAGCCUGUAGCUCGUCUCUCAAGCGCGUCUCGACGGAGCUCGGCGGGAACGACCCUGCCAUCGUCUGUGAAGAUGUCGACCCGGUACUCGUAGGGCAGAAGAUUGCGACUGUGGCGAUGUUGCGCUCUGGUCAGUUCUGUAUCGCGAUCAAGCGGGUCUAUGUUCACGAGUCUAUCUAUGAUGCUGUCCUCGCUGAGAUCGUCAAGUACGUCGGCAGUGUGAAGGUCGACAAUGGGCUCGAUGAAGGCACUGUCGUCGGGCCCGUUGCUAAUCGUCCGCAAUACGAGCGGGUGAAGGAACUCCUUGCAAAUAUCGAAGAGACAAAGCUCGAUGUCUUGCCUAAGAAGGGUCAGCCGAUCGAGGAACUGAAGGGCUUCUUCAUCCGCCCUAUUGUGAUCAACAACCCACCGGAUGAUUCCAGAGUAGUCGUUGAGGAACCAUUCGGCCCUAUCCUCCCCGUUAUGAAAUGGUCGGAUGAAGCGGAUGUGAUCCAGCGAGCUAACAACACCGACUACGGCCUCGGUGCGUCCGUGUGGUCCAGAGAUCUCGUCCGGGCGACUCGCAUCGCCGAUAAGCUGCAGGCUGGCAACGUGUGGAUCAACACUCAUGCCGAGAUCCAGGCUUCGACCGCCUUCGCGGGCCACAAGCAGAGUGGAUAUGGGUCGGAACUAGGAGUCGAUGGUUUGAAGGGCUGGUGCAACAUCCAGGCCAUGUACACGCGGCCAUUGUAAUAUGAACCUAGGUAAUGGAU
Molecule: messenger RNA, 1944 nt
Organism: Xylaria bambusicola
Lineage: Eukaryota; Fungi; Ascomycota; Sordariomycetes; Xylariales; Xylariaceae
Product: aldehyde dehydrogenase
Exons: 4
Coding region: 416-1924 (502 amino acids)
Molecular function (GO): aldehyde dehydrogenase (NAD+) activity
Source: RefSeq, a predicted model, not a curated record